Molecule: messenger RNA, 1005 nt
Organism: Didymodactylos carnosus
Lineage: Eukaryota; Metazoa; Rotifera; Eurotatoria; Philodinida; Philodinidae
Source: the annotation of a GenBank genome assembly
AUGUUGAACAGAAGUGGCUUUAAUUUAACUAGUAUCCAUUGUCCCGUCGAUACUACAUUAUUUGUACGAUAUGUUGGUACAACAGUAGUCAUAUUGGGCUAUAUUGGAAAUUUUUUGUCAAUCUAUAUAUUUAGUCGUAAGGCGUUACGUACUCGUUCUUGUUCUUGGCUAUUUUUAGCAUUAGCUAUUAGCAAUUGUUUUGUAUUGACUGGUUACACAACAGAAUCCUUAUUAUUACAUGGUUAUUACAUCAAAGUUUUAUCGCACUGGUCACUGUGUAAAAUGGUUAUAUUUCUUAUUUAUGCAUCAACGGAUAUUUCAAAUUAUUUAUUAACAGCCGCUGCAAUCGAUCGUUGUAUAGCCGUUAAUUGUAUAUCGGCAAGACAUACAUUUUGUAAACCAAAGAUUGCUAAAUGUGAAAUUUUAUUCCUUAUAAUAAUUAUGUCUUUUAUUAAUGCUCAUUUUUUAUUUGGUUUUCAUAUGGAUAAAAAGAAAAAUUGUAGUCCAAAAAAGCAUCAGUAUGAAAUUUUUUUUAUACAUCACUAUGAUUCCUAUGUGGAUAUAAUUAAAUCAAUUUUAAUACCCUUUACAAUUAUGAUUAUUUGUAAUCUAAUAAUAAUAUUUCGUCUGUUUCGGAAAUUACCCAUAACUAUUAAGCACAAAAAAAGUCAACGUCGACAAGAAAAAGAUCGUCAAUUAACACUUUGUCUUGUUAUUACAUCGUUCAUAUUUUUCAUUCUUACAUUACCAUCUGAAGUAAAUGACUUUUUACGAUCAAAAAUUAAUCAAAAAUCUCAAGAAAAAUAUGUAUGUCAGUUAUGGUUUUUAACAACUGUUUUGAUUAUCAUUUAUCAAAUUAAUUAUGCUUCACAUUUUUAUAUUUAUACACUUACGGGUAGUAUAUUCCGUAAAGAACUGAAGAAAAUUUGUUUUCUAAAAGAACGACAUUAUUUAUACUCUGAAUAUCACAAACGGAAUAGUAUUAUUGAACAAUAUCCAUAUUAA